This is a messenger RNA of Ictalurus furcatus (blue catfish), 2008 nucleotides long. RefSeq names its product charged multivesicular body protein 6a (gene chmp6a). The record is from RefSeq and is a predicted model, not a curated record. Gene Ontology annotation, cellular component: ESCRT III complex; multivesicular body. Gene Ontology annotation, biological process: vesicle budding from membrane; late endosome to vacuole transport via multivesicular body sorting pathway. Lineage: Eukaryota; Metazoa; Chordata; Actinopteri; Siluriformes; Ictaluridae. Bases 845 to 1462 code for a protein of 205 amino acids. The transcript is spliced from 7 exons.
GCCGGGUUCACACUGUACGAUUCUGGCCACGAUUUGGUCGUCUGGGACAAAUUUUGUGAAUCCUAAAAGAUUCCUAUAAUCCUAGGCCAAAAUCUAUAGUCUUUGAUCGUUAGUUUGACGUGCUCCCCGACUGCCGAUUAACGGCCGUCACGAUCAAAUUUCUCCUCCGAUUAAAUUCUGGCAGUGUAGGAAGAUUUGAGGCACGGUCCUGUAGUGUGGCUUCUCCUACUCCGCACCAGUCUUCUUGCAUGCAUCUGUUUUUCGCGUCUUGACUGUCGUACAGUCUGAUAUUAAUCACAACUGAGAUCCUACAGUGUGACAUGGCUUACAGAGGGGAACAUGUUCAUAGGGUCUGACAGGCAACAGAUGCAAAGGACUAUUAAAUAUCACACCAUGUGCACCCGGCUUAAGACGAAAUAAUUGACCCUAAAGUGACUGAUUUAGUCGGACUGUUACAAAGUGCUGAAACUGGAGACUCCUUCCAUAAAUAUUAAAUAUACAUCCCCUCACAGUCAAUGUCGCUAGAUCGAUGACAUGAUUCAAUUAUUAUUAUUGUUUCAUUUGGAGUGUCCUCCUGACAAGACCCUGUAGAAGUUGUUAGUACAGAAACAAUAAUAUUAAGAGCAAGAGCACUGAUAUAAUCCCGAGGAACUACCGUCAGAGCCGUUAAGAAAAUUCAUCAACACUUUCUGAAUUUUCAAUCAGUAUAAUGCGGUUAGCAGCAUGAAGUCAUUGUAUGAAGUCUGUAUUCUAAUUGCACGCUAGCCGGCUAAUUCAGUCAGACCGAUUUGGUCUUUUGGGAAACUGCAGUGAUUUGCGUCUACGUUCCAUACAGGUUCUUCGGAUGGGUUCGUUCCAGUUUCUCAGCUUAAACACGACUUGCACUUCUUUAUCUUCCGUUCUUUAUUUUCAGCAACUAAAACAGCAGCGAGAUAAACUGAAGCAGUACCAGAGAAAACUGACCGUUCAGCUGGAGAAAGAGAGGCUUCUAGCCAAGCAGCUGCUGAAGGAUGGGAAGAAAGAAAGAGCUCUUCUGCUGCUCAAAAAAAAGCGGUACCAGGAUCAACUUCUGGACAAGACUGAGACCCAGAUAAGCAACCUAGAGCACAUGGUCCAGGACCUCGAAUUUGCUCAGAUUGAAGUAAAGGUCUUGGAAGGUCUGAAAGUCGGCAAUGACUGCUUGAAGAAAAUGCAUGAGGCUCUGUCCAUUGAAGAAGUAGAGAGAAUAAUGCUGGAGACACAGGAUUCAGUAGAAUAUCAGAAGCAAAUCAGUGAGAUGCUGGCUGGCUCUCUGAGCCAGGAGGAUGAGGAUGCUGUGCUGGCAGAGCUGGAGGCCAUCAUUCAGGAUGAAGAUUUUCAACUUCCUGAAGUGCCCACUGAGCCCUUGCCUGCAGUGCCCGAGCUAAAGAAGGAGAGAAAACCAGCGGAAGUGAAGCAGGAUGGAGAGGUUCUGUCGGCGUAGUAGCCGACGGUCUCGCGAUACGGAUCGCUCACACGUUAAUCAGUCUUAAUACGAAGACGCAAGCACACCGUGAACACACUGUUCUUUCCUGUCAGCUCUUCCCAUGAUUUUUCUUAAACCUGACUCAACAUAUGCAUUGCAUGUACUGGCUUUAUUUAUUGUGAUGAGGGUAAAAAUGUCUGCUUUGAACGGAUCACUGCCAUUAUGAUGAUGGUGGACAUUUAUACAAUUGUCUUCAGGUGUGGUUGAUAUUACAAGAUUCACCGAAUAGAAAAUCAUUACACAAUCUUGAGAUGUUUUUUUUUUUUUUUUUUACAAAAUGAGAACUUUAGAUAUGAAGGAACAUUCAACGAUCUUGUCCAUGAGACUGAUUUGAAGUAAAUGAUUGCAAUUCAAUUUCUUACUGUAUAUUACCUUGUACUAUGACCUUUUUGUGUAAGUAAAAUCCAUGUCAGUAUUGAUGAAAUGUGCAUUUGUGAAUCUAUACUCUAAAUCAGGGGUGUCCAAUCUGAUCUGGAAAGGGCCGGUGUGGGUGCAGGUUUUCAU